Ictidomys tridecemlineatus (thirteen-lined ground squirrel) is the source of this 832-nucleotide messenger RNA. Lineage: Eukaryota; Metazoa; Chordata; Mammalia; Rodentia; Sciuridae. The record is from RefSeq and is a predicted model, not a curated record.
AUGGCCAGGGAACUAGAAGGGAAGACUUUCCUAAUAAAGUGGAAUUUAAGCAAAGACGGACAGGAAGUACAGGUUUCCAAGGCAGGAGCAAGGCAGCGAUCUGCAGCAUUCCAGGUGGAGGAACAUGCCUCUGCAUUCAAGGAAUGGCCAAAGGAGAACGGAAACAUCUGCUUUCGGAACCAGGGCUGUAAGAGCCGGUGCUGCCGCAAGGCAGAUGACAACUGCGAGUCGCACUGCACCAUGUUGGGGUCUGAGGGCAGCAAGUGUCAAACGCAGAUUUUCUUCGGCCUGUAUAAGGAGUGUCCCUGCCAAUCAAACCUGACUUGUAUAUUCCCGAAGAAUCAGAAAACAUUUAAACUCAUCUACGGCAGUUGUGAGAAAUAUGUAAAUCAGAAGACUCUUGAGAAAACAUGGUUCUAAUGCUGUCCUCCUCUGCGGCCCACCCUCCUGCCUACUCAGAACUCUGUGUUCCUGCCUCCGGCCCCAGAGCCUUGCUGGCAGGGGACAGGAGGGACAAUGAUGUCUCACUGCUGAAAUAAAGAAUGUUCAGUGUUGGCUGCCUGCUGAGCUGGGCAGGGGUGGUACAGGUUGUUGGGGGGUUAGAAGAGGAUGAGGGGGCGAAGCAAGAAGAAAUACUCUUGGGCUUGGGGGUCUUUCUCCAGUUGGGGUAUGAAUCAAAGUCCCCCAGAGGAGAGCUAAGAUCCCCUCCAACCCCAACCCCAUCCCAUAAUCUAGCUUCUGAAAGCCCAGGUUAUACUUGGUCUCUUGGUUCCCUUGACUUGAAUUUUCAAAAAUGUGAAAGACAGUAAUGAAAUAUACAUGUGUACAAAGA